AUGCCGGUAAACGCGCUAGGACACAUUGAAAUCGCCCUAGGCCUAUUAACCGCCUGUUUACCAAUGAUGCGACAGGCGAUAUUAUUACUUCCCAAAGGAUCGUUUUAUCCUUUGGUGUUAUCACGACUUAAUUGCUGCAUAUGCAGAAGGAGGGGGGAUACUAUUAGGGUUCAAAAGAUCGAUAGUAGGUCUACUAGGAUCACGUAUACUACAACGGAUAUUGUUGAGAGGAGUGAUACUGAGUUGCAUGACUUGAGGGAAAUUGUGAUUCCUCCGGUUCCUGUUGUACCUUUACAUGUGGGGGGUGGGAGUAUUAAUACACCGAGUCUUGGAGGAGGAGGAAGGUCUCGGCCUAGUACGCGAGGGAGCAGUAGUACGAAUGUAAGGAAUAGCAGGCAUGAUAGAUUCGUAAGAGAUAUUGUGAGGGAAGCCUAUAGGAAUCAGAAUCAUUCGAGAGAGGUUGUGGAAAUAGGAGAUAUGUGGGUCAUGACGGGGGAUGGGCCUGUGAGGGUACCGAUUCGGUACGAGUCGCUGGGGGGGACGGGGAGGGAUGGGAGGGAUGUGGGGUGA
This is a messenger RNA of Orbilia oligospora ATCC 24927, 570 nucleotides long. RefSeq lists its product as uncharacterized. Bases 1 to 570 code for a protein of 189 amino acids. The transcript has a single exon. The record is from RefSeq and is a predicted model, not a curated record. Lineage: Eukaryota; Fungi; Ascomycota; Orbiliomycetes; Orbiliales; Orbiliaceae.